This is a messenger RNA of Miscanthus lutarioriparius, 846 nucleotides long. The record is from the annotation of a GenBank genome assembly. Lineage: Eukaryota; Viridiplantae; Streptophyta; Magnoliopsida; Poales; Poaceae.
AUGGACUGCUGCAUCUGCAGCCCCAUGGCGUCCGUGUACAGGCUUCCCAGGAACACCAUCUGUGCUCCCUGCCACGAGGGCGCCAAGGCCAUCAUCGGAUUUCUGAACAAGGCUGAUGAGCAGCAGCAAGAAGAGGGCGGCCAUGGCUCUGUUCUCAAGUCCAGAGUGUCCAUGAUGAAGCCUGACAGCGCAACCAAGGUACGGGACGAAGGACGCGUGGGAGCAGGUGAAGGAGAUGAGAGGCAGGGAGGAGGAGGCCCACCAGAGCACUGCCUUCCUCGCGCAGGGAAGGAGGGAGUCCACACCGACAUCGUCGUGAAACCAGGCACUGGGCCCCCAAUCCCGGCCCACAAAGCCAUCCUGGCCGCGAGGUCGGAGGUGUUCCGCCACAUGCUGGCCGCCGACGAGCGCUGCAAGGCCCCCGCCGGCGACGCCAUCUCCCUCCCGGAGCGGACCCACGACGAGCUCGCCCUCUUCCUCGCCUUCCUCUACACCGGCGCGCUGGAGGACGACGGCGGCGGCGGCAGCCUCCAGGUCCCGGUCCAGGUCCCGGAGGAGCGGCAGCUGCACGCGCUCCUCGUGGCGGCCGACAAGUACGAUGUCCCGUUCCUGCGGCGGGCCUGUGAGGCGCGGCUGGCGGCGGCCGUGGACGCCUCCAAGCACGCUGGAGGUCGCGGAGCUGAGCUCCAGCGCAGUGCUCAGGGAGCGCGCCAUGGACACGGUGGUCGAGCACGCCGAGCAGGUGGUGUUCUCGCCCGAGUACGACGACUUCGCCGUCAGCAACGCCGGGCUGUGCGUCGACAUCACCCGGGCGCUGCUGCUGGCCAAGAUGCCGACUGUAGAUAG